GCAGUUCGUGGUGUGACUAAUGCGUGUCAUAUGACUCUGACACAAAUGGAGACAAUUGCAAAUAACAAGAUUCGCUUUUGUAUUUGAGACGGACCGUUUGUACCGAUUUGUUUGGGUACACAAUGCCCCCGACGCUUUUUCAGAAGCUUUUUAACAAGAGAAAUGCAUUAUCGCCUCCACCAAGAUCCAGCAAAGAUGAUCCAGCUUUUAGCUGGCCAAUCACCCAGCUGGAGCCCAGCCAGAUCCGGCUGAUCGUGUACCAGGACUGCGAGCGACGCGGCCGCAAUGUCCUCUUCGACUCCAGCACAAAGAAGCGGGGCGCGGAGGAGACCCCCGUCACGCGGAUGUGUAGCGAGGGCCAGGCCAAGAUGUUUGGAAAGUGCUGCCAGCUGCAUCCUACAGGGGGCAGCAGCAGUUCCCUGGAUAGCUCCUCCUCCUCCUCCUGUGCCUCAGAGAACCGUGACAGCAAGGAGCCGGGCCUCCGCUUCCAGGCCUCGAGAUGCUCGUCUGACGUGGUCAUGCUCGGGGAGAUGAUGUUUGGCUCGGUGGCCAUGAGCUACAAAGGCUCCACGCUGAAGAUCCACCAGAUCAGGUCCCCUCCUCAGCUCAUGUUGAGUAAGGUCUUCACGGCAAGGACCGGAGGUAGUGUGUCUGGAAGCCUAAACAUGUUACAAGACAGCCUGGAGUUCAUUGGAGGGGACCCCAACACCCUGCGGCCCGAUCCCAACAACAGCCUCCUGGGGAAUAUAGGACUCUCUCAGCUCUGCAGUCCUCGUCGGGCCUACUCUGAGCAAGGCCCCCUGCGGCUCAUCAAGAGCGCGUCUUUCUUUUCAGGUCACAGUAACCCCAUGGACAUGCCCGGCCGCGGGAUGUACGACGAGCGGGACAGUGGCAUCGCCAGGUCAGCGUCUCUGAGCAGCCUGCUGAUCACGCCGUUCCCCUCCCCGGGCUCCUCGCUCAGCAGCAGCUGUGCCUCCAGCUACCAGCGCCGCUGGCUGCGCAGCCAGACCACCAGCCUGGAGAACGGGGUCUUCCCCCGAUGGUCGGUGGACGAGAGUUUCAACAUGUCCGACGACAGCGGCGGGCCCGGAUUGGGCGUGGCCCGCAAGAAGAAGAUCGCCAUCGGGGUCAUCUUCCUGCUGUCCCCUGACCCUGAGGAGAACAGGCGCUUCCAGGACUUCUUCUUCUCCCACUUCCCGCUCUUCGAGAGCCACAUGAACAAACUCAAGAGUGCCAUUGAACAGGCCAUGAAGAUGAGCCGGAGGUCCGCUGACGUGAACCAGAGGGCCCUGGCUUACAGCCGCAUGGUGGACGGCCUCAACGAGUUCAGGACGACCAUCUGCGACCUGUACACCAUGCCCCGGGUGGCCGAGCCGGUGUGGCUGACCAUGCGCUCUGUGGCCCCAGAGAGGCAGCUGCUGUGCAGUAACUUCAUGCGGGAGCUGGCCCUGCUGGUGGAGCAGGCCUCCAAGAACCAAUUCCUCCCCGCGUUAUUGACAGCAAUCCUGACCAAUCAUCUGGCCUGGGUGCCUACAGUUAUGCCCAAUGGGCAUCCUCCAAUUAAGAUCUUCCUGGAGAAGCACUCGUCCCAGAGUGUGGACAUGCUGGCCAAGACACACCCGUACAACCCACUGUGGGCCCAGCUGGGCGACCUGUACGGUGCGAUCGGCUCCCCGGUGCGUCUGAGCCGCACGGUGGUGGUGGGCCGGCGGCAGGAGAUGGUGCAGCGGCUGCUCUACGUGCUCACCUACUUCAUCCGCUGCUCGGAGCUCCUGGAGAGCCACCUGCUGGACAGCGUGGAGGACGAGGCCAUCGUCAUGCCCGGCUCCCUCAUCACCACCUCCCUGCGGCGGGGAGAGGUGGAGGAGUCGGACUACGUGCUGAUCACCGUCCACAAGCCCAGCGGCGACUACCUGGGCCAGGCCGCCCCGGGGGCCCCAGGCCCGGACGACGACGACGACGCCGCCGCCCCUGCCGCCGCCCCGUCGGACGGCAGCCAGCAGAGCAGCACCGAGACGGACACGGGGGCGGAGCCCCGCGGUGUGGCCAAGGCGGCACCGGCGGCGGCCAGGGUCACUGUCACGGAUGAGGAGGAGGAGGAGGACGAAGAGGAGGAGGAGGAGGAGGAGGAGGACAGCAGUGAGAGCCAGGGGUCCAGGAGCAGCUUGCUGCAGGCAGGACUAGGGGGGGAGGUGGGCGGGCCGGAGCUGCCCUUGGUCAGUGCAGAGGAGGAAGGGCAGCGCCACAGGAAGUCCGUCCGCCCCCGACAGGAAACCAGGCUGGAGGCAGUGGUCCCUGUGGGCUCUGCGUCUCCCAGUAGAACCCUCCCGGUGCCGGAGCUCCACUCGCCAUCAACACCCAUCACCCCGACAACUCCCAGCCCGGUCAGCCCCGGGGAGAAGGAGGGCCCCGGAGACACGGCGUCGGCCCAUUGCACCCAUCCAAUAAGAAUCCCCGGCCCUCUGACCUUGGGGGUUCCCCUAGAGAAGAAGCCUCCCGAUAAAAGCCCUUCCCCAACGCGCCCCUCUCCGUCGCUGGGGGUUUCCUUGGCGACGCCGGUUUCCAUGGCGACGGGGCCCAUGCAGCUGAUGCGGGGGGAAGAGGAGCAGCCGGCCAACAAGGUCACCUUUCUCAUCGGGGACUCCAUGUCCCCCGAGUCGGACACGGAGAGCCGCAGGAGGAGGGUGGAGGAGGAGUUUAAGAAGCACAAGAAGCAUCUGAAGGAUAAACAACAACAACAACAACAACAACUUCAACCACAACAGCCACCACUACAGCAGCAGCAGCAGGCGGAAGGCUGUGAUUCCCCCAGCAGCAGCAGCGUGCUGCCAGAGGAGCGACUGCAGCCAGGCCGGGACCGGGUGUGCGCCCUGCUGCGGGUCUCCAGUAAGAUGCCCCAGUGGGGGCGUGGCUCCGGCCCGGACGACUACAGCCACUUCGACGAGUACUUCAGCCAGGACCACCCCGUGGAGACCAGGACUAUAGACGACCCGGUGAGCACGCCACCGGGGGUCAGCACCACAGACAGAACGCAUAAAGAGCUGCUGGACCCUUCAGGGGCCCAUCCACCAGCCGGGGCCUCGCAGGGGCCCGCCGCCGCCGCCGCCGCUCCGGAGGCGGAGGCGUGUGCGGGCUCCCAGCUCCGUCGGGGUGUGGGUCCGGUAGAAGGGCCGGUCGCAGGGGACGGCCGGGAGAGGUGUAGGUGUGACUCGACGGAAGGCCACUGCUGCUGCGGGCCGUGUUCUGCCGCGCAGGACCAGGGCAUCGUGGUGUCGGUCACCGCGCCCCAGGACGCCGGGACGACCAAGGGGGACCAAAAGCAGGCGGAGACGGCGCUCGGUGACUGGGACAUCCCGCGCAACGAGAGCCUCGACAGUGCCCUGGGCGACAGCGAGAGCGAGGACACGGAGGACUGGCAGGAGGAGGUGCUGGUGCCCUUCCCUGGGGCGAAGCAGACGGAGACCUAUUCCAAGCCCAGCAUCGCUAACUUCGGGAGGUCGCUGUUUGGCGGCUACUGCCCCACCUACGUGCCGGACUUCGUCCUGCAGGGGAUCCCCUGCGACGAGGCUCUGCGACAGGGCCUGAUGGCUGAGCUGAGCCACGCUGUGCAGCACCCUGUGCUGGACGAGCCCAUAGCCGAGGCGGUGUGCAUCAUCGCCGACACGGACCGCUGGACGGUGCAGGUGGCCAGCAGCCAGCGGCGGGCCACAGAUGUCAACAAGCUGGGGAAGGAGGUGCUGGUGUCUUCCCUGGUCUCCAGCCUGCUGCAGUCCACCUACCAGCUCUACAAACUCAACCUCUCACCCAAUUUUUGUGUAAUGCACCUUGAAGAUCGGCUGCAGGAGAUCUACUUCAAGAGUAAGAUGCUUGCAGAGUACCUGAAGGGCCAGACGAGAGUCCACGUCAAAGAGCUGGGCAUGGUCCUGGGAAUUGAGUCCAGUGACCUUCCCCUCUUGGCGGCAGUGGCAAGCACACACUCCCCGUAUGUGGCCCAGAUCCUUCUCUAAAGCUUUGAGGCCUCCAAGUGGCCAAAAGAGGGUGACAUAGGAAUCCACUGAACAGUGGCCCCCAGAUAGUUGUCUUUUGGUGCAACACACCCGAGAUUGCCCCCUGGCAUUUAGGCUAUUGCUGUUUGCCUUACCGAGAGCUUGUGCAGAGCACAGCUUGUCGGACCAGUGCGGCCUGGGCCUCUUCAUAUCAAAUCUUUGAUGGCUGUAGUUGCAGUAGAAAGUGGUGCAAUUUUUGCACUGUGCCACUAGGGGGUGGCAAAAUACAAGUCUGAAUUGACUGAAGCCCCUGAAAUGACUUAAUUUUGUUGUUUGUUUUUAAUACUUUUUGGACAUGUAAGCCAAAGACUUUAUUAGCUACAGGGCACCAAUAAUGAAAUUGGUUAUCUACGAUGAAGAUGGAAUUUAUUUUUUACAUCUAUUUCUGUACAAUCUUAAAUCCAGAAGUCUGCAGCGGGAAGAUUACCAACGUACUGCAAUGUUUUCUGUUUUUUUACUUCACAGUGAAUAUCUAAGAACACUAUCAGUCUCACAUAUGCCAAUUUUCUUCUCACAUGUUUACAAGUGAACUACCCUAGAUACUAUUUUAAGGGUACAUGUGUGUUUGCAAAUGUGUUUUUAAAGUAUAAUUUAUGCUUUCUUAGGGUAGUAAUGGCUGCAUGGUGGGUUUUAAUUUUAUUUUUAAAUUACCUGAAAACUGGUUUCAAAAGCUGUAAGGGUAUGCUAUGACAUUCUUCUCAUAAGAUUCAUACUACCUUGGACCACAAUGCAAGCGUUUGAAAAUAUAUGACCCAUUCAUUAUUCACUGCCUUAAAAACAGAAAUCCAUUUAGGUACACAAAUACAAUGUUGUUCUGCUCUGGCUGACUUGCGUAAACAAGACGUCUCUGCUUUGCUCUCGAUGGUAUACAAAAAGGGAAGUUAAUUUUGCUUAAAGGGGCCCUCACAACUGUGGAAACUAAGGAGUCAUAUGCAAUGACACGGAAACCCAGAAAUGCUGAAAUAUGUCCACAUGCUUCGUUGCUUUGCCACCCUUGUGAUGUUUACAGUAGUAAUGUGUUUUGAGGUCUUGUUAAUGUUGAUUGAUGAUGGAUUUUUUUAUAAACAUAUUUUAAAGUAUCAAAUAGGAAAUUAUGGAGGCGUACCCGUUCAUUUUGACUUUUGACAAAAAUCAAACGUUUAUCUUCCAUUAGCAGUGUUUGUGUGUGUAUGGAGGUAUGUUUGAGGUGUGCUUUGUCUGUGUUAGCUCUAAAAUGGAAUCGGCUCCAACUUAAACAAAACGACAAAGAUAGUGAUUUAAUUUUCUUUAGUAAUUUCUAUCGCCCUAUGCUCUGGUCAUUAUGUUUAAGCUCUGGGGAGGGGGGGGGGGGGGGGGGGGCAGUCCUGGCGACAAGCCCGCAACAAAUUUCAUAUUUUAUGAGAGUCUGCAGGCGAUUACAGCCAUUAUUGCUUAUUAUAUACUCGCCGCACUAUGCCAGCCAGACAAGAUAAAUUGUUGGAAGUACUUCAGAAAGGGUGAAGCAGAUGCACACAUGCAGGCCCUGAGUGUACCAAAAUAAUGGAAACUUUUUAUUUAUAGAGCACUUUUACAUACAUGCUUCACAGGGUUACAGGAUACAUUUAUAGCGGAUAAAAUAACCCUGAAAAGAUGAAUAUUUUUUUUAUCAAACAAAGUUGAAUAAAAACGAGUGCAUAAUUAUUUAAAUGCCAAGGAAUAUUUAGAAAUCAUUUAUAUUCUAAAUUGUGCAAGAUGUCUGUUUAUGAACUGAAACUAGGAACAAUAUCCGUGAGGAAGGCUUCAAAUCCUAUCAAGUCAUUUUGUGUAUGGUGUCCACAGUUAGGUCAUGUCUAUUUCAUGACCAGGUUUCCUCUGCACCUAAAGUGGAAGAUAAGCGAGUCAAUAAGUCGAUUGGAUCCUUUUUAUUCAUUUCGAAAAAGCAACUUUUACACGGUUUAAUUACUCAAUGCAUCAUUUUUGUUUGACAUGAAAUGAUCAAAAGCUAUAAAACUAUCAUUUUGAUUACCUAACUUUGCGAAUUGAAGGGAGAUUUUGUGGCUGCAGCUGGAUAUCAUUGGCUAUACAAUUCAUUUACAUCUACUGUAAAGAGGAAAUAUUAAAAUCCAUAAAAGGAAUGUUAGCCGCAUAUCCACUGCAAUGAACUUCCAUCUCAACUCACUGAACUGUGUAAUUCUGCAAAUACAAAAAGGGAACCCUAUUUUUUUUUUUUUUUUCUUCGAGGUUUUCUGUUUGGGACGUCCGAUUGAUGUAAGGCAGAAUUGGGUUUUCUUUAUUUUUUCUUCGGCUGAUAGUAGAAACCUCAAAUGGCAUGUGGUGUCUGAAUCUAAAGCUCCACAUUCUGGAUAGGAUGUACCUUACGGUCGAGGAAUCCGCUUCUGUAUUUGUUGUCCAGUCAUUUGGCCAAGCUUUGAGAAGACUAUAUUUCGACACAUAUUAUUUUAGGCAACAUGAAUAAUACAUCUACUUGGCCAUGGUGUGUUUAACGGUUCAUGUUAUUUGUAUAUAAUUGGUCUACUUCCAUUUAUUUGUACAGAUUGUUUAUAGGAAUUUGUUCUUUUUUGAAUGAUCCUUUUCCCAAUUUUAUGGGAAUAUUGUGCAAUAAAAAGUUGAUAAAAGGGA
Molecule: messenger RNA, 6644 nt
Organism: Gadus macrocephalus (Pacific cod)
Lineage: Eukaryota; Metazoa; Chordata; Actinopteri; Gadiformes; Gadidae
Gene: fnip1
Product: folliculin interacting protein 1
Exons: 18
Coding region: 123-4007 (1294 amino acids)
Cellular component (GO): cytoplasm
Molecular function (GO): protein-folding chaperone binding; ATPase inhibitor activity
Source: RefSeq, a predicted model, not a curated record